CUUGACCACAGAGGGGCGCAUUCAAUUUUUAGUUUAAUCCCACGGGUAGAUAAUGUUUUGGGGUGAAACUUGUCGUUCCGAAUUGAACAACAACCAGAAUAUAAUUUGGAAAAAUCUGAAAAUGCAAAACGGACUAAUAGAUAUUAGUUUACUUUAACCCUUCACACUUUAACUCUUCCAAGUAAACCCCCCUCCUCCCCCGUUCACCGUGGGUUGCCAGGUUGACAAAAACCCACAACUGGCAACCCAAGUCCGACAGCGUGCAGCAGUAUUGUGCUGGAGCAGCAGACUCCCCGCAGGGAUCCCCAGGGUGACACAUACACACACACACACACACACACGGCUGCUCACAUGGCGGACACAAAGGAGUGACUUAGUGAACGCCGCUGCAAACACUCCGCGAUCAUCCAGCGAGGGUCUCGGGAACCAGACACGAUGGAGGCAGCAUUUGAGGAGAUCGAUUCGUCCGGGAGAUGGCAGAACCUGUUCAACGAGAUCCGUAACCAAGCCAGUGACUAUCCCUACAAAGUGGCCAAACUCCCAGCGAACCGGAAUUUGAACCGCUACCGAGACGUCAGCCCAUACGACCACAGUCGGGUCAAACUCGAAAACUCAGAAAAUGACUACAUCAACGCCAGUCUCGUCAUGGUGGAAGAAGCCCAGAGAGCCUACGUUCUCUGCCAGGGGCCUUUGAGGAACACCUGUGGUCAUUUCUGGCUGAUGAUUUGGGAGCAGUGUUCCAAAGCUGUUAUAAUGCUCAACAGAGUCAUUGAAAAGGGAUCUGAAAAGUGUGCACAGUACUGGCCCACCACGGAGGAGCUGCAGAUGUCUUUCACGGACACGGGGUUCGUUGUCAGGCUGCUUUCAGAGGAGGACCAGUCCUAUUACACCAUCCGAGUGCUGGAACUGCAGAACACAGUGACGGGGGAAUCGAGGGAACUCUACCACUUUCACUACACCACGUGGCCUGACUUCGGCGUCCCGGAAUCCCCGGCCUCCUUCCUCAACUUCCUCUUCAAGGUCCGGGAGUCUGGCUCGCUGGGACCGGAGCACGGGCCCUCGGUGGUGCACUGCAGCGCUGGGAUCGGACGCUCGGGAACCCUGGCCCUGGUGGACACCUGCCUGGUGCUGAUGGACAGGAGGAAGACCCCGUCGUCGGUGGACAUACAGAAGGUGCUGCUGGACAUGAGGGAAUACCGCAUGGGCCUGAUCCAGACCCCCGACCAGCUCCGCUUCUCCUACAUGGCGGUCAUCGAGGGAGCCAAGCUCAUCCCGGCGCCGAACAAGCCGAGAGAGAUGUCAGGAGACAACCUGGAGCCAGAGCUGCCCCCUCCACCACCACCUCCACCCCCUCCUCCACCAACUCCACCCCUGCCUCACCUCAACGACAGCAUGCCCAACGGUCAGCCAGGACCCCGUCUGGAGCCCCAGGCCGCCACGGGAGGUCAGCUGGGGGCAGGGGAGCCGGGCGGCCCGGACCACAACGUGGCAGAGGACUCGGGGCUUGUCAGAAAGCGACACCGCGAGGAGAGGAUCGCCAGCACCUCGCAGAAGGUCCAGCAGAUGAAACAGAGACUGAGCCACUCGGAGAGGAAACGAGACCAGUGGCUGUACUGGAGACCCAUCCUGCUCAACGUCGGUGCCGGGGCGGCCGUGGCCGUGGGCCUGCUGGUGUGCUGGAUGUACGCCCAGUGAAUACACUUUGAAAUGAAAAGAAAAAACAACAAAAACCUGGACCCCUAUUUUGCACCAGUACCUGGGAUUAGGUACUUCCCUAAGUAGACUAGAGCAGUAACACAAGCAUAACGAAGGGUAUUUAUUUCUUAAGGUCAGAAAAUGCGAGAGCGCUAGAUCAAAAAAAAAGUGUGUGUGUGUGUGUGUGUGUGUGUAUUUUUCAUGUUAAGAUCUUAACAAAGAAAAAAAAAUUAGUAACAUCUCAGGAUCUUGGUGCCAGCACGACGAUUUCAUUUCCUUCUUGCCACUCGAUGAAUGUACUGUAUCACAGCGAAUCGCUUCGAGAGCAAACUUACAGAAGGUGCAGUGCAAAGCAAGAGAAACAUAAUAACUCUGACAAGUUUUGAGUUUUUUCCUUAUUGUAACGGUCAGGUGCGUGGCGAUCGUCCGUGGAUACCUUUAACAUUUCAAAUAACUUUUUGCGUUGACUGUCCAUCCCAUCAUAAGAGCCCAGAGCCAAAUAGUUGCUUUUUUUCUGCAAUGAAAUGUGCAUAUCAUGCACAAAUGUAGAGGUUUUUUCCAGAGCACCACUCGUUCUUCCACUCACAUUUAGCAGGGCACCCCAAUACGGCCAGAUAUAUAUUUUUGUGUGACUGGAUACUUCAUAGAGAGCUGCCCUGCUGAUGUUUUAAACCUUGUAUUUCUGUUAUACGAGCACCUUUUGUUUCAUACAUUUUGGUUGUCGCGUUCAUCGUAAAUGUCCGUAACUCCUUAUUGCAUGUAUGUACCCACUGGAUGGGUUCAUGUGUGUACUUUCGAGUUUAAUUUAGGAAAACCAAAGUAACGGUGUCCCUAACCGCCAGGCAAGCUGUUUAAAUUAUGAAAUAUUGUCCUGCAAUGCAUUUAUUUUUUUCCCGUUGGAAUCUCUUAAACAUAACUGACACAAAACUGACGCGUGUCUUCUUAAUUUGAACACAGAUGUGGCGAACAAUUGGUGUUGAAUUGACAGGGACCAAUCUAAAGCUAUAGCAGUGCAAUUGAGGAGAUGGUUUCGGAGAGGAGAUCGUGGUUGGAGAUAGCUUUAAAUGUGCCUUGAAGUGAAUUUAAUGGAA
Messenger RNA from Cyclopterus lumpus (lumpfish), 2786 nucleotides. RefSeq names its product protein tyrosine phosphatase non-receptor type 2a (gene ptpn2a). The record is from RefSeq and is a predicted model, not a curated record. NCBI's taxonomy places the organism in Eukaryota, Metazoa, Chordata, Actinopteri, Perciformes, Cyclopteridae. Gene Ontology annotation, molecular function: protein tyrosine phosphatase activity. Gene Ontology annotation, biological process: protein dephosphorylation. Bases 436 to 1695 code for a protein of 419 amino acids. The transcript has 10 exons.